ACCUUUGGAAGCUCCAUAUACAUAUAUACAUACAUAUAUACAUACAUACAUAUAGAUAGGCGCUGGUGAUGAUGAGCGUGGUGAAGUUCACGUGCGCCAUCAUUACCAGGGCACUCUUCGUCUUCGUGUCGCUGGCGGCCGUGUGGAGGGUGACGUGGGUGAAGAAGGGAGACAACAUCUUCUGGCUCCUCACGCUGCUCUUCCUGCCGCUGGUGCUGGAGAUGGUCGUCACGCUGAAGAGGAGGAAGGGACAAGACUACAAAUGGUUUUCUCCACCAAUCUUUCUUUUUCUAAUAAGUAUCAUUCCUUCCAUUUGGAUCCUGGAGCUUCACCACCAACAGGACCAAGCCAGUGACCCCCAGUGCAAGAAGCUGGACUCGUGGGAGAAUGUGAAGGGAGUGAUCACCCUUAACGAGACCAGCAACCUCACGUACCAGAACUACCUGGAGAAUAUCAACCAGGCGUUGUGCUCCAAUGACUGGAUCCUGGCUCUUCAUCAGAUCCUGCUCAUCCUCCUCAUCGUGGGGAAGUGGCUCCUCCCACUGGGGGGCGGGGUCACAAGGGACGAACUCUCUCAGCUGCUUCUGAUCUUUGUUGGCACGGCGGCAGACAUCCUUGAAUUCACGAGUGAGACGCUCUCAGAUGUCAAAGAGAACAGUCCUCAACUGGUGUAUAUCAUCCUAGCCGUGUGGACCUGGAGCAUGUUGCAAUUCCCUCUACAUCUGGCUGUGGUGAACUCCAAAUCAGACUCUGGGGACGAACAGGGAGGUGCGCAGAAGGUCUCCCUCCUGACAAAACACAGCACAGACAUGUGGGGUAUCGUGGAGGCCUUGUUUAUCCAGGACGGGCCCUUCCUGAUGGUCAGACUCACUGUCAUGACCUACUUUGACGUCUUCCACCAGAUGCUGGUGUUCUUCGCUAUCAAGAACUUCCUGGUGGUUAUUUUGAACUUUUACAGACUGGCUGUUAUAUGCCAGGACUUCAGACCUUCCAGGAGCGGCAACGGCAUACAAGGCAGCGCCAUCCCAUAGUGAAACCAGCCUCAGUGAAGGGGGGAAUACCAAAGUUCUCCUUUGUUGGAGUAUAAUGCUCUUGUCCUGUUGUGUUUUGUGUCAGUCAUUUAAUUGUGGAUUAAUUAAUAAUGGAGGAGAAACAUGUUUUUACCACGUGGAAUCAAAGCGAGGCUCAUCUUGUUGUUGUUUACGAUUUGUAAACGCACACAAGCCAUCCUCAGUGGUCUGUCGAUCAACGUUCUCAGACGAUUGGACUGAGUAACUUUAAUGUUGUUAAAGCAAACAACACCAGCAGACAAACAGGAAAGAGGAAGCAAAGCCGGAAAAAAGGGGUGUAUGUCUAGGUCUGGAAAUGUGUGGGCUGGGGGUUGGGGGGGUUUCAAUUCAAAGUUUGUCAGCACAAAAACUAUUUUAAAUGGUCGUGGAUAGAAGUUCCAUUUGCAUUCUGUCUGGAAUAUUGUUCAGCGGCAGUCCGAGAAAGGAAAGGACGUGAAGAGAGCAAAGAAGUCAAAGUGUCUUCAGAGUCUGUGAAGUGCUGAUUGAAUGGGACAUCGAGGGACCGUUUGAACUCAGCCAGGAAGGUGAAACAGACUGAAAAUGCAGCUGUGAGCAAUUAUUUUUUGUUUGAUGGUGAAAUCACACCAUUCAUUUAUGUUUUAAGGAAUUUACUGCGAUGGAAAAUAACACCAUGGCAUUUUUACCUACAACACAAAGGGAAAUUAAUAUUAAUUUACAUAUCUUUGUUGUUUUUUUUAUUAACUAUUUCAUUGUUGCACAUCCGCUUAUCAAGGCAAGUGUUGCUUUUGUCUGUAUGUUAGCCCAGAGAUCAUUAGCUCAGUUUACCUAUGGCAUGUGACGUACUCAUGUUAUUGCACCUGUGUUUACACCAAGACUGCCUGAAACAGUGUCAUUCAUCAUUUUGUUUCAGCACACACUGGGUUUAAUUAUUUUGUUAUGUCCUUGUUUCAUAAAAAAUAUUACAAUUAAAAUAUUUGUUUUACAAAGUCA
This is a messenger RNA of Nerophis lumbriciformis (worm pipefish), 2021 nucleotides long. Its product is annotated as transmembrane protein 26-like. Lineage: Eukaryota; Metazoa; Chordata; Actinopteri; Syngnathiformes; Syngnathidae. The record is from RefSeq and is a predicted model, not a curated record.